Molecule: messenger RNA, 669 nt
Organism: Hepatospora eriocheir
Lineage: Eukaryota; Fungi; Microsporidia; Hepatosporidae
Source: the annotation of a GenBank genome assembly
AUGACAAGACGGAAAUCAGACCAAGAAAAUAGUGAUGAAGAUAUUCACUUAUCGAUAGAUUUGAACAGCAUUCUUGAUUAUAGAAGUCUGUCAUCAAAGAGAGAACGGAAUUCACUUUAUGUACUUACUAAGAAGUUUGUCAAACUUCUUACAUGUAGUAGCUCAGAGCAAACUAUUAACAUUAACAAAGCAGCACAAAUUUUGGGAGUAGAAAAAAGACGUGUAUAUGAUAUAACAAAUAUUCUUGAAGGAAUCAAUUUUGUAUCUAAGUGGUCUGUUAACUCAGUCAAAUGGCAUGGUGGAAGUACAGAGGGGAUAUUUGAUAACAACGAGUCAAUUUUAAAAACGCUUGAGAUCUCGGGUGAGAACCGGGUCAAUAUGAGUACACUUGAGACCUAUGAAAAGAAAUUGGAUGAGAAAAUUGACAAUCUUCAAAAUGAAUUAGAGAAACUCUCAGCUGAUGAAAAUAGGCCACUUGCUUAUAUAACAUACGAAGACAUUAAAGACAUAAAUGAUUUUGAAAAUAAGCUAACUUUUGCUCUUAAAGUACCAACUGAUGCUACAAUUAUAUACCCGUACUACUCUAAGAGUUUAUACAGAAUGAAUGCAAAGACUGAGAAGGGUAAGAUUGAGGUCUUGUAUAUCGAUGAUGAAGAAGAAGGUAAAUAA